Messenger RNA from Cuscuta epithymum, 637 nucleotides. NCBI's taxonomy places the organism in Eukaryota, Viridiplantae, Streptophyta, Magnoliopsida, Solanales, Convolvulaceae. The record is from the annotation of a GenBank genome assembly.
ACUGUCAGCACAUACAUCUAAGACUUUCUAGACUCUUCACAUUUCCAAGUGUCAGCCAUGCAGAGCAGAGCACUCUCCGCCACCGCACUCCCACCCGUCCAACGCCCAACCACCCAACUCCGCCGUAUCCCACCAAUCUCCGCCAUCGCAGCCCCGCCCAAACCACUCCGUUACCAGACAAUGCACUCACUUCCGCCGGGAAAAGUCGAGAUCUUCAAGUCGCUGGAGUCUUGGGCCUCCCAGACGGUGCUCCCUUAUCUCAAGCCCGUGGAUAAAGGGUGGCAGCCCAACGAGUUCCUCCCGGACCCAUCGAGGCCCAAUGGGGAGUUCUUUGAUGACGUCAAGGCCCUCCGGGAGCGGGCUUCUGGGCUCCCGGACGCGUUCUUUGUGGUCCUGGUCGGCGACAUGGUGACGGAGGACGCGCUGCCGACUUAUCAGACGAUGAUCAACACGCUCGACGGCGUGCGGGAUGAGAGCGGGGCCAGCCCGAGUCCGUGGGCCACCUGGACUCGGGCCUGGACCGCUGAGGAGAACCGCCAUGGCGAUUUGCUCCGGACUUACCUCUACCUCUCGGGUCGGGUCGACAUGGCUAUGGUCGAAAAAACGGUGCAGUACUUGAUUGGAGCUGGAAUGGUUU